CUGCUUCAAUACCUCACAUAUUUCUCAUUUAGAGUCCCUUGUCUGUUAGAUUGGGAGGUGGCUUAUCCUGUUCCGUAUCUUUCGAAAUUGGAAGGCGAUUCCAUUCAACCUGGACAAUCUCUGCUGAUCAAAGGAAUAGUAAAAAAUGGAGAAAAGUUCGAUAUUAGUAUGCAGACCAGCAACAGGGAAGGCGAAGAUAUUCCUUUCCAUAUGAGUUUUCGCAAAAAAGACAAGUCUCUUAUAAUGAAUACGCUCCAGAAUGGUCAGUGGGGAAAGGAAGAACGCAAGAAAUUCGUUUGGAAGGAAAACGAACCGUUCGAUUUGCGAAUUCGUGCUCACGACAACAAGUUUGAGAUCUUCUGCAAUCAGAAAGAAGUUGACGAAUUUGAAUAUCGUUUGCCGCUUACCUCGAUCAACUACGUGAACAUCAUUGGCGAUAUCGAACUCAACUACGUCAGCUGGGGAGGAAAGUACUAUCCCGUCCCCUAUGAAGCUUCUGUUCCGAACGGCUUUACGACGGGCAAAAGACUCUUCAUUUCCGGAAUUCCUGAAAAGAAGGCUAAACGGUUUUCCGUUAAUAUUCUUACUGCCACCGGAGAUAUUGCGUUGCAUUUCAACGUUCGUUUUGAUGAAAAGUGCGUAGUCAGAAAUAGCCAGUUCAACGGAGCAUGGCAGAAUGAAGAAAGGGAAGGAAAGCUGACCAUUGAGAAGGAUCAUAUCUUUGAUCUCAUGAUUGUCAACGAAGAACACGCAUUCCAGAUAUAUUUCAAUGGAAAUCAUUGGUGUGCUUAUGCUCAUCGCACUAAACCAGAUAGUUUGAAAGGGUUGCGAAUAGAAGGGGACGUCGAACUACAGGCCGUCCACGUCAAGUAA
Molecule: messenger RNA, 873 nt
Organism: Soboliphyme baturini
Lineage: Eukaryota; Metazoa; Nematoda; Enoplea; Dioctophymatida; Soboliphymatidae
Source: the annotation of a GenBank genome assembly